Nerophis ophidion (straightnose pipefish) is the source of this 4837-nucleotide messenger RNA. RefSeq names its product fatty acid desaturase 2 (gene fads2). Gene Ontology annotation, biological process: lipid metabolic process. Gene Ontology annotation, molecular function: oxidoreductase activity, acting on paired donors, with oxidation of a pair of donors resulting in the reduction of molecular oxygen to two molecules of water. The transcript is spliced from 13 exons. Lineage: Eukaryota; Metazoa; Chordata; Actinopteri; Syngnathiformes; Syngnathidae. The record is from RefSeq and is a predicted model, not a curated record. The coding region runs from base 295 to 1611 and encodes 438 amino acids. Gene Ontology annotation, cellular component: membrane.
CCAGACUUCAAGAACAAUAAUGCACAUUCAACUCCGUUUAUCGGAGGGCAAAUAAUUACACUAAUUCCAUCAUUUAUACAAUUGUGUGAAUAGUUUAAGCAUUUCCUCAACGCCGAUUGGUCCGGACGCCCUCGAAAGAUCGGCUCUGGAAUUUGGACUGACUAGCGUGAAAGAGCGCAGCCAGCAUCAUCGUGAGAAGGUUUGGUGUCAAUUUGUUGAUUUAGUUCGCAGUCUGCGAAGGAUGAGCCCGGCGCGCCAGUGUGCCCUAGAAAAGUCUUGAUCGUGACAGUCAGGAUGGGUGCGGGAGGCCAGCUGACGGAGACCGGGAGCAGCGUUUACACCUGGAAGGACGUUCAGAGACACAGCAGCAGGAACGACCAGUGGUUGGUCAUCGAUAGGAAGGUUUACAACAUCACUCAGUGGGCCAACAGGCAUCCUGGAGGGUUUCGAGUCAUCCACCAUUACGCCGGAGAGGAUGCCACGGAGGCUUUUACUGCUUUUCAUCCGGAUAAGAAGUUUGUACAACUCUUUCUGAAGCCGCUGUUGAUCGGAGAGCUGGUGGAGACGGAACCCAGUCAGGACCGACAGAAAAAUGCUGCAGCUAUUAAAGACUUCCAGGCCUUACAUGCUCACGCCGUGUGCCAAGGUCUGUUUCGAUCUCGGCCCGCCUUCUUCCUGGCCCAUCUGGCUCACAUCCUGCUGCUGGAAGUUCUGGCCUGGACGCUGGUGUGGAUCUGGGGCACCAGCUGGCCCCUGACGCUGCUUUGUGCUGUCCUGCUGGCAAUUGCUCAGUCCCAAACAGGGUGGUUGCAGCAUGACUUUGGUCACCUGUCUGUUUUCAAAACGUCCAAAUGGAAUCACAUCCUCCACAAGUUUCUUAUUGGACAUCUAAAGGGAGCUUCUGCUAAUUGGUGGAAUCAUCGCCAUUUCCAGCAUCACGCCAAACCUAACGUCUUUAGUAAGGACCCUGAUGUCAACAUGCUGCGCUUCUUUGUUAUUGGAGCCACUCAGCCUGUGGAGUAUGGCACCAAAAAGGUCAAACGUUUGCCCUACAACCAUCAGCACCUAUACUUUUUCUUGGUUGGACCUCCGCUGCUAAUUCCAGUUUAUUUCCACAUUCAAAUAAUGCAUGGUAUGAUAUCUCGACGUGACUGGGUGGAUAUGGCCUGGUCCAUGUCUUACUACCUUCGCUACUUCAGCUGCUAUGUUCCACUUUAUGGUCUUCUUGGCUCAAUAGCGCUCGUCAUCUUUGUCAGGUUUCUAGAGAGCCACUGGUUUGUGUGGGUGACUCAGAUGAAUCAUCUGCCAAUGGAUAUCGACUAUGAGAAGCAUCAGGACUGGCUCACCAUGCAGCUACAAGCCACCUGCAACAUUGAGCAAUCCUUCUUCAACGACUGGUUCAGUGGACACCUCAACUUCCAGAUUGAACACCAUCUUUUCCCAACGAUGCCGCGUCACAACUUCCACCGGGUGGCGCCACGGGUGCGCGCUCUCUGUGAGAAACACAACAUCCCAUACCAAGUGAAGUCACUAAGAAGAGGCUUGGCUGAUGUCAUCAGGUCAUUGAAAGCAUCAGGGGACCUCUGGCUUGACGCAUAUCUUCAUAAAUGAUUCUAAUGUUCCAAAAAUGGAUUGGUUUGCGGUGUGGGAUUUAUUAUUCCUGUUCUGUUUAAUAAUUGUUUACACAUGGUAUAUUGUGUAUAUUUCUGUAUAUUCUUCAAAUACAAUUUCAAAGGAGCAUGUUUCAAUUUUUGUAGUAUUUAAUCCAUAUUUUCACUUAACUACAAUUAUUUUCUCAUCGCUAACAAUGCAGAGGCGAAUCAAAUGUAGUAUUUCACUAACUUUGCUGAUUAUUGUUUGUCAUUCACUAUGUUUCUAUGUUGGUGUUAUGAGCAGCUUUUUUCUAUAAACCCCAAAAACAUUUUUUUUAAAUAUAUUUUUGUAAUUUUUUUACUCUGCUGCUUCUGUACAUGAAAAUGUACAUGAAAAAACAAUAUCAUGUGAUUUUAUAACAUCAACAUGUACUGUAAGUUAAUUACACUCAAAACUUCCUGAACCAAGUUUGAAAUUUACCAAUGAAACGAAAACAAUUAAAAGUAGCCCAACACAACUAAUAUGACAAUCAUUCAUCAUUUGAUGAAAUUGUCCAUGGAUGGAAAGUUGCCACAUUUUGUUAUUUAUCAUUUCUAACAGGAUGCAAAUAAUGUAUUUGAAUGACAAUUAAUUGAUUAAUUAAUAAAAGCCUAGAAGCAUUUUGCAUUGGUGACAAUUGGCAACUAAAACUGACUCCAAGUUAGGGAAAACGCAGGUUUUAAAAAUUACAAAUUAGCAAUUAUGAAUUUUGAGAUCAAAUAAAUGGAGGAUUAUUUUGGGCAUCACUGUGGAGCAGCGGUUAGCGCUCGUGCCUCACUGCAAGAAGGUCCUGGGUUCGAUAGACGGACUCAAAACUAAAAUUGGUCCCUAGUGUGUGAACGUGAGUGUGAAUGUUAUCUGCCUGUGUUGACCCUGCAAUCAGAAUCAGAAUCAGAACUACUUUACUAAUCCCUGAGGGGAAAUUAAGAUUUUCAGGACAAGAGCAAGUUCAAGAGCAGACAAACAUUACAGGGAGACAGAACAGGAUCGCGGACGGGUCUGCCAACUUCCGGCGCUCCUUACAAAAAAGGUGAGAAACAUGUAAAACGCUGGGGUGGGGGGAGGAGGAGAAAAAAAAAUUCAGUCUAAGCCUGGGCCCGUGGAGAGGAGGUGCAGACUGAAGCCAAGGGGGAAAAAAACUCAUAGCCAUAGCACACAAACAUGUGUAAGAGGGAAACAUCAAAGAACACAAAGAAACAUUAAUAACAUUAAAAGAGCAGCGCUGAUGCAACCAGCCACUUCUACACGCGGCCACAAAAGUAAAACAAAAAAAUAUAUAUGUAUACACUGUGGUGGUCUCUGCGGUGUUCCACGCCAUCGUCUGCUGGAGUAGGGGGAGCACGGUCAGAGACAGAAGCAGACCCAACAAAGCAACCAAGCGAGCCGAUUCCACCCUCGGCCGCCCACCAACUCUCGGCCAGUGUCCAGUAUGCAUGGAUGAGCGAGGGUAUGAUCGAUACACGCUCAUUCAGCCAAGACAUUGUGAGGCUUGUCUGUCCCGCCGCUCAGCGCCAGCGCCCUGUCCCUUCAUCCGCAUCUCCUCCAGUCUCUCAAAACAGACUCUGGUGGGCCAGAGACCCAGCAGCUGGUCUCCACGCCCAAAAAGCUCCCGGGAGGCAGAUCCGCAAGUUCACAAAAAAGCACAGAAGUCAUGAAAGUGCCUCGCCUUGCCGCACAGUCCCAAAGAUGAGGUCGCAACUUGUCCAGGGUGUGCCCGGGAUUACGCCCCACUGCAGUUGGGAUAGGCUCCAGCCCCUCAUGACACUGAAAUGGCCAAUCGGUGGAAACAUGGAUAUACAGAGGACUAUAAUUUUUUUGUUGUCAUUUAAAAUUACGCAAAACAAUUUAGUUUAAAGCACAAAAUGAGACCCAUAAGAAGUACAUAUAUAAAAUCAAUAAGUACUAUAAAAAAUUCUGAUUGGACACUUGGUGAGCAAAACAUAAUGAUGUUGUUUAGUGCAGCUUUACUAACAAUAAAUCAUUGUUAAAAUGACAAGGGUGCCCUCUUUCUCAUCUAAUCUAGUAAAAUGAUCAACACGCCUCAGUACUUCCUCUGUGUACUAACUGCAGGUGUGUCUUUGAGACAAGAUUAUAUUAUUAAUGACUAACUUUGGCAAGUUGCCAUGCUUAGAAUUUCCUCCUCUGUUCCUACUCCAAUUAACAAUAACUGGAUGUAUUUUUUGGGGGUGAUUUAAACCUCGAAUGACUGACACCAGUUGGGGAAAAAAAACAACAUAAUGUCAUUGUGAAGGACUCCUGGGUGGUAGAUUCUCCUGGGACCGACAUAAUUUACGUGAGCCCGAGAUACAGGUUUGAGCAAAUCUUUAUAGUGUUAAGGGCUGUGUCGCCAGCUGCCUCUGUCCUCCCUUCUUUUCGCUCGUGUGGGUUUUUCUGCUCUCAUAGGUGCCUUCCCCUCAUGUCUUCGGACGCUGCUGAUAAGGGCGACAGGUGAUUAGAUAACCAGUCCCAGCUGGGCAAUCUACUCACCUUCUAGCUGGGCUUCGAAGCCGGGCCAUACACACUCCCUACCCGCAGGAGGUACGCCCACCACGCCCCCCUCCACAGUCAUUUUUUAAUGUUUGUAAAUCGAUAACAAUCAAACAGGGAAGGUUUAAAACUGUUUUAAAAUUCAUUUUGAACCAUUAUCACUGAAUGUGUGCAGUGAUUGUUAGUCUGAUAUACAACAAAAACAGCAUUUUUCCCGCCUUCUAUAUUAUGGAAAUAUAAUGAAAACCCAAGAAGACUACAAAUUGGUAUCAAACAUUUACCAACUUUUAAUCAGGUUUUUUUUUAUCAUAUGUACAGUCCAUUUGAUUACAGCAUCAUACAUUUAUUGUACCAAAACUAUUUGACUUGGUGAAAAGGUACUUUGAUAGUUCUGUUCUUUGAAUAAUACAACACGAUACCAAUAACACCAGCAUUUGACUGUAAUUUACAGACUCCAUUCAGAAUGAUUGUACAUUUCUCGGUUGAGUAUAUACUUGUGUGAAAAUAAACAUUGGAUCUCCAAUUGGAUGAUGAUAUUUCUGUUAGCGUCAUGUAUUCUCACUGUAAACACUAAUAUCAAAUGAUUGGCUACAUAGCAGAAGAAUGUGAAACAUCCUGGCACAAAUUAGGCAACAAUAUCAUUCACUUAACAGCUGCAAUAUUGACAAAAAUAGCAUUAGUCACGUACGCACACACACACACACACACAACUAUAGGU